AUGGGCUUGUCUGGUACUACAUCUCCUCAUGUGGGUAAUCUUAGCUUCAUGAAAUCUAUCCAUCUUGGAGAAAAUAAAUUUCAUGGUGGGAUUCCCCAAGAAGUCGGUCUACUGUUCCGUCUAAGAUUUCUUAACAUGUCCAAUAACAACUUAAAAGGAGAAAUUCCGGUUAACUUGAGCUGGUGCUCAGAGCUCAGAGUCGUAGACUUAAUAUCAAACCAGCUGGAAGGAAAGGUGCCAAAUGAGCUUGGGUCUUUGAAGAAGCUUGUGGCCAUUUACCUUAAUGAAAAUAAUUUGACAGGUGAGAUUCCUCGGUCGCUUGGAAAUGCAUCUUCAAUGACAGAACUUGCUCUCGCAUACAAUCACUUGAAUGGGAAUUUGCCAAAGGAGUUAGGCUUGCUUAAAAGCUUGUCAUGGAUUAUAGUCGGGGUAAAUGACUUGGUUGGUCACAUCCCUCCCUCUGUUUUUAACAUAUCUACCCUGACAUCCUUUGUAGCAGUGGAAAAUAGGCUCCAGGGAAAGCUACCAGCCAACAUAGGCCUUGCCUUACCAAAUCUGGAAGAGUUGGAACUCGGUGGAAACCAAUUCCAUGGCAAUAUUCCAACUUCUAUUACCAAUGCUUCCAAGCUUCAAUUCUUAGAUUUGUCCCAAAACAAAUUCGAGGGGCAAGUACCGACUAAUCUGGGAGAUUUACCAAAUCUUCUGGGGUUAAAUCUUGCAAUGAAUCUCCUAGGAAGUAGCUCUGCUGGGGACUUGAGUUUUCUCCCAUCUUUGACCAACUGCAGCAGGUUACAUACACUUGACUUCCCUUUGAACCAUUUUGGAGGUGAAUUACCAAAGAACAUCGGUAAUCUCUCAUUGCAACUCACCUAUCUUCAUAUGGGAUAUAAUAAUAUCUCAGGAACUAUCCCUAUAGGAUUUGGAAAUCUUGUCAAUCUAAACAUAUUGAGCAUGCCGCAGAACUCCUUUACAGGUGGCAUUCCAGGGGAUUUUCCUAAAUUGCAAAAGUUGCAGGCCUUGGACCUAGCAGAAAGUAAGUUGUCGGGACAAAUACUAUCCACACUCUGCAACAUUACCUCUCUAUACUAUGUUGACUUAUCCAAAAAUAGCUUAGAAGGUAAUAUUACCCGUUUUCUUGAGAAUUGCAAAAAUCUAGGACAACUCUCCCUUUCCUGGAACAACUUCAAUGGCAGCAUAUCUGCACAUAUCUUUGGCUCAUACUUCUCACUAAUUAGUCUAGACUUGUCUCAUAACUCAUUGAUUGGUUCCUUGCCAUCUGAAGUAGGAAAAUUAGAAGGCCUCAAUGAACUUGACAUUUCCUACAACAAUUUACAUGGAGAAAUUCCAGGAACACUAGGUGAUUGUUCAAGCUUGGAGGAGCUUUACAUGCAAGGCAACUUUUUCCAAGGAACAAUUCCAAUCCAUUUGGCUUCUCUAAAGGGCAUCCAAAAAUUAGACCUUUCAAGCAAUAACUUGACUGGACCGAUACCUCAAGGUCUAGAGAAACUUAUGUUUCUGAAAUAUCUAAACAUUUCUGUCAAUGAUCUUAACGGUGAGGUACCAACUGAAGGAGUUUUCAGGAAUGCAAGCCAAAUAUCAUUAGCUGGAAACAGGAAACUUUGUGGAGGAAUUCCUCAACUACGUGGUUCUGAUUUCAAUGAUCUUGUUAGCAUAUGUUAUUGGAUAUAA
Molecule: messenger RNA, 1689 nt
Organism: Coffea arabica (coffee)
Lineage: Eukaryota; Viridiplantae; Streptophyta; Magnoliopsida; Gentianales; Rubiaceae
Source: RefSeq, a predicted model, not a curated record